AUGCUUCUUCUCGUUCCCCUCCCUCCCGUCGUUCCCUUUCCUCACUUCCCAGCCCUGAGACAGCCUGGAGAUGGGUUGGAUGGAGGUGGGUUCGUCUUGAACGGGGCAGCGUGGGGGCAGACAGCGCUGGAGUUGGCAGACGCGGUGCCUGGAGACGGGCUGGAUGGCGGAGGGUUUGUCUUGAACGGGGCAGCGUGGGGGCAGACAGCGCUGGAGUUGGCACAGGCGGUGCUGGCAGGGAGCAAGUACGGUGGGGAGUUUGAGCUCUACGGCUCCCCCAGGGUGGAGGACAUAGACUCGUUCCUCCUUGACUUUAACGCUCUGGUCAUUGCUGCGGGGGAGAGAGGGGAGCUGCCCAAGUGUACGCCAGCUUCAACCAUCUCGAAUGCUCGUCGCAUGUGCUUUUCCCCUGCCUCCCUCUUGUGCAGCUACGGCUCCCCCAUGGUGGAGGACAUAGACUCGUUCCUCCUUGAUUCAACGGUGUUCAUUGCUGCAGGUGGAAAGAAGGAGGUCCUCUACGGAUCCCCCAGGGUGGAGGACAUAGACUCGUUCCUCCUUGAUUUCAACGCUCUGGUCAUCACAGCUGGGGAGAGGGGCGAGCUGCCCUGUUGUCCCUACGGCUCCCCAAUGGUGGAGGACAUAGACUCGUUCCUCCUUGACUUCAACGCUCUGGUCAUUGCUGCAGGGGAGAGGGGCGAGCUGCCCCAGGACAUUCAGAUUGAGGUCUCUUCUCCUGGUGCCGAGCGUGUGGUCAAGGUUCCAGACGAUUUAAUCCGGUUCAAGGAGCUUCCAAUGUAUGUACACUACCGGCUGCCUAGCGAAGCAGACAAUACAGGGGACAAGAGCACUACUGCUAGUGGAGGGAAAACGUCUGAGGAGAUUCUUUCGUUAGUGGAGGUGGACGAGGAGGAGCGUGUGACAAUAUGGAGGGUUGCUGAUUUUCAUCCCACCCUAAUUUUCACUCAAGAAGGAUCCAAGGAGCAGAUCGAGUAUCUUCAGAAUGAGCUGGAAGCAUAUGAGUGGUUUGGAUCCAAGAGCCAAGACGCUCCUGGCGAAGAAUAUUCUGCCAUCUUUUAUAACCGAGACCAGGUUGAGGUGAUGGAGAGCGGGAACUUCUGGCUUUCAGAGACGCCUGAAGUGUGUGGGAGCACAUCCUGGGGUGCAUCCACUCCGGCAGUUGCCACUUGGGUUAAAUUCCGAGUGAAAGGGCUACAGCCACCAGGGUAUGCGUUUCAAGCUUACAAUGUUAGGGUGAAAACAGGAAGUUCUUCAGCAAGAGCGAAAGGAGCGUUGCUUCUGUGGCAGCACAUUAGCUCUGUGCCACCGUCUAUUCCUGCGCUCAUGUGUGCGAAUUUCAACAAGAACAAGGGAUCUGCUCCUGCAAGGUUCUUCCUUGGGAGCUGGAAGCUGAAUGGCAUUGAAGGAGACUUCAAAGACGUGCUGUCAAUCGCUCGCAAGAAAAUGAACACAGGGCACAUAUACUCCCACCAUCGCUUUCAAGGUCCUGACAUGUCUUGCUUGCAAAUUGUUAAAAGUGCUAUGGAAAUAUGUACAGCUGAGAGUGAUCCAGGCAUCGCGGAUCCGCUUCACACUGACUGGAUGUUCCGCUAUGGCCGGGCACUGAAUCCUAGCUAUUGCGAGGUGGUGAUCAGCACAUGGGGGGGAAAGCUACCAUCAAGUCACUACCCAUUAUAUGCUGAAUUCUCUCUGCCAAGAAGUGUGCAAGCAGCUCAGUAG
Molecule: messenger RNA, 1737 nt
Organism: Closterium sp. NIES-65
Lineage: Eukaryota; Viridiplantae; Streptophyta; Zygnematophyceae; Desmidiales; Closteriaceae
Source: the annotation of a GenBank genome assembly